ACGCCGCCGCCUGCCGGCCCCUUUAAGAGUCGACCCCGGCGGGACUACGUUUCCCAGAAGGCUUUGCCGGCACGUUAUGUAACUUUCCCUGCGAAGCGGCCUCUGGGGCAGAAGGAGGUGGAGGCGGCGGCGGCCGUUGCAGCCGCGGCGGCGGGAGCGGCGGGAGCCGGAGGCGGCGGCGCCCGGGGCCCAUCGCGGGGCCCGAGCUGUGCGCCUCGGCCCGGAGCCCGACCGGGCGGGGGCGCAGACGGGCCUCUGCCUGCCUUUCCCAGGAGGCGGGAGUGAGGAAAAAGGCUCAGGGCCCAGGGGGCGGGGAAGGGGGGCCGGGUCUGGAUCGGCGGGGAGGCCGAGCCGGAGGCCCGACUGCGGCCCGCGCGGUCCCGGCGACACGAAACGAACGUCGGCGGCGCGGAUCGAACGUCGGCGGCGGGUGGAACGCGGGGGCCCGGCUUCGCGCGCGCGGGGGCCAUGGCGUCGGUGCAGGCGUCCCGCCGCCAGUGGUGCUACCUGUGCGACCUGCCCAAGAUGCCGUGGGCCAUGGUGUGGGACUUCAGCGAGGCCGUUUGCCGCGGCUGCGUGAACUUCGAGGGCGCAGAUCGCAUCGAGCUGCUCAUCGACGCCGCCCGCCAGCUCAAGCGCAGCCACGUGCUCCCCGAGGGUCGCUCGCCGGGCCCCCCGGCCCUUAAGCACCCGGCCACCAAGGACCUGGCUGCUGCCGCAGCGCAGGGGCCCCAGCUGCCGCCUCCGCAGGCCCAGCCCCAGCCGUCGGGGACAGGCGCCGGCGUCUCAGGCCAGGACCGCUAUGACAGGGCCACAUCGUCGGGCCGCCUGCCCCUGCCCUCUCCCGCUCUGGAGUACACUCUGGGGUCCCGCCUGGCCAAUGGGCUGGGCCGCGAGGAGGUGGCCGAGGGGGCGCGAAGGGCCCUGCUUGGCUCCAUGCCCGGCUUGGUGCCCCCCGGGCUGCUGGCAGCUGCAGUGUCUGGCCUGGGAAGCCGAGGCCUGACGCUGGCACCCGGCUUGAGUCCUGCGCGUCCAGCCUUCGGCUCCGAUUUCGAGAAGGAGAAGCAGCAGAGGAAUGCGGACUGUUUGGCAGAACUGAACGAGGCCAUGCGGGGCCGGGCAGAGGAGUGGCAUGGGCGCCCCAAAGCUGUCCGGGAACAGCUGCUGGCGCUGUCCGCCUGCGCCCCCUUUAAUGUACGCUUCAAGAAGGAUCACGGGCUGGUGGGGCGGGUGUUCGCCUUCGAUGCUACUGCCCGCCCGCCAGGCUACGAGUUCGAGCUGAAGCUCUUCACCGAAUAUCCCUGUGGUUCUGGCAACGUGUAUGCAGGAGUCCUGGCCGUGGCUCGCCAGAUGUUUCAUGAUGCUCUGCGGGAGCCGGGCAAGGCACUGGCCUCAUCAGGCUUCAAGUACCUCGAAUAUGAACGCCGGCACGGCUCAGGGGAAUGGCGCCAGCUGGGGGAGCUGCUCACCGACGGUGUCCGCAGCUUCCGCGAGCCAGCUCCCGCGGAGGCCCUCCCCCAGCAGUACCCAGAGCCGGCCCCUGCAGCUCUCUGUGGCCCACCCCCAAGAGCCCCAUCCCGGAACCUGGCACCCACACCACGGCGUCGCAAAGCAUCCCCUGAGCCUGAGGGCGAGGCGGCUGGGAAGAUGACCACCGAGGAGCAGCAGCAGCGGCACUGGGUGGCACCCGGUGGCCCGUACUCCGCUGAUACCCCGGGUGUGCCCUCACCCAUCGCUGCCCUGAAGAAUGUGGCGGAGGCCCUGGGCCACUCCCCCAAGGACCCUGGCGGGGGUGGGGGCCCUGUGCGUGCAGGGGGCGCCAGCCCCGCAGCCUCCUCCACAGCUCAGCCUCCAGUCCAGCAUCGUCUAGUGGCCCGCAACGGUGAGGCAGAAGUCAGCCCCACAGCGGGGGCGGAAGCUGUUAGCGGGGGUGGUGGCGGCACGGGGGCGACCCCUGGGGUCCCCCUGUGCUGUACCCUAUGCCGGGAGCGCCUGGAAGACACCCACUUCGUCCAGUGCCCCUCAGUGCCCGGACACAAGUUUUGCUUCCCCUGCUCACGGGAGUUCAUCAAGGCGCAGGGCCCCGCUGGGGAGGUAUACUGCCCCAGUGGAGACAAGUGCCCGCUGGUGGGCUCCUCCGUCCCCUGGGCCUUCAUGCAGGGUGAGAUUGCCACCAUCCUUGCUGGAGACAUCAAGGUUAAGAAAGAACGGGACCCCUAGGCCACCACUGUCAUCAGUCUACUGCCCCCGCCCCCUUGCCCCCCACCGCUGCUGCGGAUAAAUUAUUCCCUCCCCCGCCCAGCCCAGUGCCGCUCCCACCUGUGUACAUAACCCCUUCCUCAUCCCGGUUGGGUUCCCUGGGGUAGAUGCAUUGAGGGUGGGGGGAGAAAGCUUGUGGCUUUUGUACGAGGGAGUGUUGGGGGUCCCUUGGCCCCUCCAGUUUCCCUCUCCCCUCCUUGGCUUUGCUUUGCUGCUGCUUGUAGUUGGGGGAGAGGUACCCCCCUCCUCCUUGAGAAGGGGCCUCCUGAAAUCUCGCUCUUUAUAAACGAAGCAAAAGCAUUUUAUUGCCCCCCUCUCCCGCCCCCCUUUCCUCCUUCAAUAAACCGAAAGAUGGGUUUUUUUU
Molecule: messenger RNA, 2623 nt
Organism: Ceratotherium simum simum (southern white rhinoceros)
Lineage: Eukaryota; Metazoa; Chordata; Mammalia; Perissodactyla; Rhinocerotidae
Gene: IRF2BP1
Product: interferon regulatory factor 2 binding protein 1
Biological process (GO): regulation of transcription by RNA polymerase II
Cellular component (GO): nucleus
Molecular function (GO): transcription corepressor activity
Source: RefSeq, a predicted model, not a curated record